Echinops telfairi (small Madagascar hedgehog) is the source of this 1526-nucleotide messenger RNA. RefSeq names its product adenylosuccinate synthase 1 (gene ADSS1). Gene Ontology annotation, biological process: IMP metabolic process; 'de novo' AMP biosynthetic process. Gene Ontology annotation, molecular function: adenylosuccinate synthase activity; GTP binding. The record is from RefSeq and is a predicted model, not a curated record. The transcript is spliced from 14 exons. Bases 26 to 1348 code for a protein of 440 amino acids. Lineage: Eukaryota; Metazoa; Chordata; Mammalia; Afrosoricida; Tenrecidae. Gene Ontology annotation, cellular component: cytoplasm.
GGCGGCGGGCGCAGAGAGAGCCGACAUGUCGGGGACCCGCGCCUCUAACGACCGGCCCCCCGGCGCGGGCGGCGUCAAACGAGGACGGCUGCAGCAGGAGUUGGCGGCCACCGGCUCGCGCGUGACCGUGGUGCUGGGCGCGCAGUGGGGGGACGAGGGCAAGGGCAAGGUGGUGGACCUGCUGGCCAUGGACGCCGACAUCAUCAGCCGCUGCCAGGGAGGCAACAACGCGGGCCACACCGUGGUGGUGGACGGCAAGGAGUACGACUUCCACCUGCUGCCCAGCGGCAUCAUCAACAGCAAGGCCCUGUCCUUCAUUGGGAAUGGCGUGGUCAUCCACCUGCCCGGCUUGUUUGAAGAAGCAGAAAAAAAUGAGAAGAAAGGUCUCAAGGAUUGGGAGAAGAGGCUCAUCAUCUCAGAUCGCGCCCACCUUGCACCUGAGGGGAAAAACAUUGGCACCACCAAGAAGGGGAUCGGACCGACCUACUCCUCCAAGGCCGCCAGAACCGGCCUGCGCAUCUGCGACCUGCUCUCGGAUUUCGACGAGUUCUCCGCCAGGUUCAAGCAUCUGGCGCACCAGCAUCAGUCCAUGUUCCCUACGCUGGACAUCGACACUGAGGGCCAGCUCAGGAGGCUCAGGGGCUUUGCAGAGCGGAUCCGGCCCAUGGUGAGAGACGGCGUGUACUUCAUGUACGAGGCGCUGCACGGCCCCCCAAAGAAGAUCCUGGUGGAGGGGGCCAACGCUGCCCUGCUCGACAUCGACUUUGGGACCUACCCAUUUGUGACGUCAUCCAACUGCACGGUGGGGGGCGUAUGCACUGGCCUGGGGGUGCCCCCCCAGAACAUCGGCGACGUCUAUGGUGUGGUGAAGGCAUAUACCACACGCGUGGGCAUUGGGGCCUUCCCCACGGAGCAGAUCAAUGAGAUCGGUGACCUGCUGCAGAACCGCGGCCACGAGUGGGGUGUAACCACAGGCAGGAAGCGGCGCUGUGGUUGGCUGGACCUGGUCAUCCUCAGAUACGCCCACAUGGUCAAUGGCUUCACAGCGUUGGCGUUGACCAAGCUGGACAUCCUGGACACCCUGGAUGAGAUCAAAGUGGGCGUCUCCUACAAGCUGAAUGGGAAACGGAUUCCUUACUUCCCAGCCAACCAGGAGACCCUCCAGAAGGUGGAGGUGGAGUACGAAACCCUGCCCGGGUGGAAGGCUGACACCACGGCAGCCAGGAAGUGGGAGGACCUCCCCACCCAGGCCCAGAGCUAUGUCCGCUUCGUGGAGAACCACGUUGGGGUGGCAGUCAAGUGGGUCGGCGUUGGCAAGUCCCGGGAGUCGAUGAUCCAGCUGUUCUAGAAGAUGGCCCAGUGGGCCCCUGCGAUGACGGACAGGAAAGCUCCUUCUCCGGGCACCCCCUGCCCUUCACUGGGGCUCCACCAGGCGCCAGCCACGGGCUCAGAGCACAGAGGUUGGACACGUCCAGGGGAUUGGUGGCCCUGCUGCUACAACUUGUCAAUAAACAUCUCUGCAGGGG